AUGGACAAAGUAAAAGCCUCCCUCCGCGACUUCACCUCUCGCGCGGGCCACAAAUCCACCACAGUCCACGAGACGGUCGCGCCCGCCGUCCAACACGAACACAUCAAACCGCACGAGCACGAAGAAAUCAACACAGCCAUCGACAAGGAGAUCCACCAAGACCACUACCACCGCACCAUCCAACCCGUGCAGGCCCGCGAAGUGCUCCCGGAAACGCACACGGCACACCUAGGCGCGGUCCAGGAACGCGAAUACGACCACCGCAACCCGGACGCGACGCGCGCCAGCCUCGACGAGGAGCAGAAGGGGUUCCGCGACGAGCGCGUCGUGGAGCCUACGACGCACAGCCAGUCGGUGGCGCCCGUGGUCGGCGGCGAGCAUGUCCAUCACCAUGUGCAUGAGACGAUUCAGCCCGUUGUGGAGAAGGAGACGAUUCAGCCCAGUGUGAUUCAUACGACGGUGCCGAUCCAUGAGGUCCAUCAUAAUGUCGAUAAGAUUCAUCAUACGUCGGAGCUGCCGCCCGUGACGAUGGAGGAGUUCAAGGCGAAGGGCGGGGUGUUGGGCGGGAGGGAGGAGCGGUAUGAUGGGUUUGAGGGGGAGCCGAAGAAUAUUGGGGGGACGCUGAGGGAGCCUGUGCCGCAUACGCAGGCGCAAGGUGAGGGGGGGAACUUGGGGAAGAAAAGGGAUAGUGUGCUUGUCGGCGAGGGGGGGCCGACGAUGGGAAUGGUUGGCGAGCAGAAGACUGAUAUUUCGGGUUCCCGCAGUGAUUGA
Westerdykella ornata is the source of this 771-nucleotide messenger RNA. RefSeq lists its product as uncharacterized. NCBI's taxonomy places the organism in Eukaryota, Fungi, Ascomycota, Dothideomycetes, Pleosporales, Sporormiaceae. The transcript has a single exon. The coding region runs from base 1 to 771 and encodes 256 amino acids. The record is from RefSeq and is a predicted model, not a curated record.